Notolabrus celidotus (New Zealand spotty) is the source of this 9686-nucleotide messenger RNA. It is a transcript of the gene gigyf1a, whose product is annotated as GRB10 interacting GYF protein 1a. Gene Ontology annotation, molecular function: protein binding. Gene Ontology annotation, biological process: insulin-like growth factor receptor signaling pathway. The record is from RefSeq and is a predicted model, not a curated record. NCBI's taxonomy places the organism in Eukaryota, Metazoa, Chordata, Actinopteri, Labriformes, Labridae. The coding region runs from base 1012 to 4290 and encodes 1092 amino acids. The transcript has 26 exons.
CUGAAUGUGAACAUGCCUCUGCACAGUGCGGGACUCAUCGUUGUCAGGCUGGUAAAUAGGGGUGUGUUUGCUCUGCUCCGACAUUGGUUAGCAGCUUGUCACUGUGCAGUCACGUGGUAUCACACGGACGGCCAUGUUUCCGAAACACAAACAACAAGAAGAGCAGCGAGCAGGAGCCAGCAGCAGACACAUACUGAUACCAUAGACUGGUACCACAGACUGAGACCACAGAGUGAGACGCAGGAGGCGAGGGGACUAAUAAUACACACAUACAGAGCGCGAUUCUGUCGAGUAAAUAGGUUUACAGUGUUCACAGAGACCAAUGCAUCCUGGUUGUAGAGGCGCCGCCGUGCAGACAGCCAGCCUGGUAUAAACAGUGAAGUUGUGUAAAAGGAGGAGGACGGGAAAUAAAGGAGUUACCUGGAGGGUGUCCAUCGAUCCACAUUUCAGUUGGAGGGAGAGAAAAAGACACGGAGAGAGAGAGAAAGAGAAAGGAGAAGAGGAGUGCGAGUUGCGUCUGCUCUUGGCAGCUGUUCCAGCAGCCUGUUCAUUGUUUGGGCUGUUAUUUUGUUCCUGUGUUUUCUUUUUGAUGAAUCAGUUCAUGUUUUAAACUUUGAUGUGAGAUAUUACUGCUGUAAAAAAAAGAAAACAAGCAAACUGUUUUAUUGAGUUCCAUUGUUGAUUUCCAAGGUUCAUUAGUUUCUUUUUUUAUGUUCAACAACAUUUUCUGGCUGUGAGUAGGAGGAGCUUCCAUUCUCCAGUGUAUUGUUAACGCCCCUUCCUUAACUAGUUAGGACCUUAUAACCUGGUAUUCCUCAAGCACCUGAAACUGGCAGCUAUUCUCGUUGUGUCUGUGUGUUUGGGGAGCUCCGUGACCACAGCUUAAGCACCACUCAGCCUUCUAGUCACCUAAGCCUAACUAAAGCAAGCCAGUUCCAGUCUGGUCCAGCCCAGUCCAGCCUGCUCCGUUCAUCUGGACAGGAUACUCAGUUCUGUGUGGACGUGAGGAAUAUGACUGCUGAGACUCUUAACUUCGGCCCAGAAUGGCUCCGUGCACUGUCCAGUGGGGGGAGCGUGACAUCCCCCCCUCCUUCCCCCGCCAUGCCAAAGUACAAGCUGGCCGAGUACCGCUACGGCCGAGAGGAAAUGUUAGCACUUUAUAUCAAAGACAACAAGGUCCCCGAGGACAUGCAGGAUAAGGAGUUUGCUGCUAUUCUGCAAGAUGAGCCCAUGCAGCCACUGGCACUGGUGCCUCUCACUGAGGAGGAGCAGAGGAACUUCUCCAUGUCUGUGAACAGUGUGGCGGUGCUAAGGCUCAUGGGAAAAGGGGUGGGUGGGGCCGCCCCAGCUGGAGUGGUCAGAGGACGUGGGGCCACACGAGGUGGUCGAGGACGAGGUCGUGGUGAAGGUGGUUUUUACCAAAGAAGUAUUGAAGAGGCUGAAGUGGGUUUCGGACGCAGUGUGCGAGAGAUCCACCGCAGCCAGAGCUGGGAUGACCGGGGUGAGCGUCGCUUUGAGAAGCCGCUGCGUAGAGAGGUAGGGCGUCCCGGCUUUGAAGAGACUGGAGUUCCCCCAGGUCCUCUGAGGAAGGAGUACGCGAGGGCUGACAGUGAUAACUGGCGCACCCUGCGGGAGGAACAGGAGGAGGAAGAGGCUGAGCCAGGCAGCAGCUGGAGACUAACUGGACCCCGCAGGGAUGCAGAAGGAGGUCCUCGCUCAGCAGGCUGGCGGGACCACGUUGGUCCAGGAGAGGGUCGCCGGAGGAAGUUUGAUUUCGACUUCCGGGACUCUGACGGUCACGGUGGUGGUCGCCGGCGUGCAGGCAGUGAGGGACUGGAGGAUGACAGGGACGGCCUUCCAGAGUGGUGCACAGAUGAGGAGGACGGCGAGAUGGGCACUUUUGACUCCUCUGGAGCUUUUAUGACCAUGAAGAAGGGUGGCAAGGAGACAAUCCUGGAGGAGGAGUUUGAUUUCAAGGGAAUAGAGGAGUUGGAAGAAGAGGAGAGCUUUGCUGACGCAGAAAGGAACGCUAUUGAAGGAGAGAAAGAAAGGGAGAGUAAGGAUAGUGGCUCUGCUGUAGGGGAUGGUGAGAUGAAGCCAGUGUCACCCUCCUCCUCUCCUCCAGUCCACUGUGCCCCUCCGUUCCUGGAACCUCGGUCCAUCAACGCUGGCCUCGCGUUGGAGAACCUCCUUCUCAAUAACAGCCAUGCUGUUAAAGCCAGCAGCGCACCCAGCGAAGACAUGGCUCCGAUAGGGGGCUCCAAGCCGCAGCUGAGCCCAAACGUUGCCGCCUCCUCCAGUCUGCCUCCCCCACCCCCUUCAUCUGCUGCUCCUCUUCUCCCUCCAUCAGGGGGAGACACAGAGGACGAUGAGGGCAUGAAGCACCUGCAGCAGGAAGCAGAGAAGAUGGUGGCGUCACUGCAAGACACUUCACUGGAGGAGGAAUGCUUCACCCAGGCUCUGCAGCAGCAGCAAGAGAGCAGGAACACAGCAGCUGCUCUGCCCCUGUCACACGAGGCGGCUAUGAAGUGGUUCUAUAAGGACCCACAGGGAGAGAUCCAAGGUCCCUUCACCACAGUGGAGAUGUGUGAGUGGUUCCAGGCCGGCUACUUCACUAUGACCCUGCUGGUGAAGCGGGGCUGCGACGAGGGCUUCCAACCCCUCGGGGACGUCAUCAAGAUGUGGGGCCGUGUGCCCUUUGCCCCGGGGCCUUCCCCUCCGCCCCUGCUGGUGAGACAGCCACCACCAACGCAGCGCCCGCAGCCCACCCGGGGGCCCGCCGGGACUGUGAGUCAGAGCUCAGCCAACGUAGAGGAUGGGGAAGGGAGGAUGCAGAGGAGAGGAAAGAUUGAUAGACAGGUUACGGGGAACCUGGACCAGGAGCGCCUGAAAAAGCAGCAGGAGCUUGCCGCAGCAGCUCUGUAUCAGCAGCUCCAACAGCAGCAGCUAUUCCAGCUCAUUAACAGGUGCAGUGAGCCUGGUAUCAUGCCUUCUAUGAACAGAUCGAUGUCAGUGCCAGAUACAGGGUCCAUGUGGGACAUGCAUACCUCAGCUUCACAGCCGUCAGGCGGUGAAGCCAGUCUUUGGGACAUAACAAUGAAUCCUUCUACUCAGGGUCCAACACUCGAACAGCUUCAAAAGCUCCAGCAGGAGAGGCGAGACGCUGAACUCAGGGCAAAGCGUGAGGAGGAGGAGCAGCGCAAGAGGAGGGAGGAGAAGAGGAGGCAACAGGAGGAGCAGAAGAGGAGAGAGGAGGAUGAGCUCUUUAGACGCAAGCAGUGUCGACAGCAGCAGGAACUGAUCAUGAAGUUGCUGCAGGCCCCCCAGCAGCAGGGUCCUGGGGCAGGUGGCUCAGGCUGGAGUGGGGGUCCCUCCUCUGGGCUCACCAAGGCAGGUAAGCCUCAGGCCCUGGCUCUGCUGGAGAUGCAGCAGGAGACAGAGAGGCUCCUAAAGCAGCAGCAGCAGCAGCGAGCCCAGCAGAGAGAACGCCACUGUGGCAUGUCCAUGGGGGGCUCCUCCAUGGGAGGGCAGUGGGCGGAUGCUGUUGGCAUGUGGGGCGGUCCUGGAGGGAUGGAGAGUAAGAGCAGCAGUGGAGGCUCUUCAGGCAGCAUGGGCAUGUGGGACGAGGCUGUGAAGAAUCAGUCCGGCCUGCGUGGCAACAGCAACAAUAACAUGGGCUUGAAGAACAGCCGCAGCAGCCCUUCACUCAGUGAGCAGUACAUGAUGCGACGUAAGCGGACUGAGGAUGAGGAGAAGCUGCUGAAGCUGCUGCAGGGCAUGAAGCCUCAGGACGGCUUCACCACCUGGUGUGAACAGAUGCUGCAUGCUCUCAACACCUCUGCCAACAACUCUUCCUCCUCUGUGGAUGUUGCCACAAUUGUGGCGUACCUGAAGGAGGUGGAGUCUCCCUAUGCAGUGCUGGACUUCAUCCGGUCCUACCUGGGGGACACAGUGGAAGCCAAAGAGUUCGCCAAACAGUUUCUGGAGCGACGUGCCAAACAGAAAGCCAACCAACAGAGACAGCAGCAGCAGUUAUCAAAGGAAGUGGCUGGAAUGAACAUGAACUUCCCUCUGCAGGACUCAAUGCGAGGUAUGAAUCCAAGCACCCUGCAGUCCAUGUUUCAAGCCAACCACAUGAGCAAGGCUGGGCUCUAUGACAACCAGGGGGGAAAGAUGAAGAAGAAACAGCCCAUGAUGCUGCACUCUGAUCCCAGCAUCUUAGGGUACUCAUUCCACAAUGCGGGCGACUGUCUGAGCCUGAAUGAGAUGGAGAUGGUGGAGGAUUACUGAUGUGAUGCAGCGCAGCAGCAAUAGCUACCUGAGGCCUUCUGUCUUUUAAUCAGACAAACCUGAUGACGAAUGUGCACUGCUGGGGGAACCAGGGGGUGAAGGGUAGGAAGGGGAGCUAUUGUAAGGGGAGGUGUAGUGUGAAGGUGCCUGGAAGUGCGCCUCCCACUCUUUCCUUACCUCUGGGAAGAAUCAAAGGGCUCCCUGCUGUACCAGUUGAUCACUUGAGCAUGGGAAAGGGGGGUGAGAAGGGGUAAGGUUAAAAAAAGAUGGGUAUCCUCUGGCACUCAAAAGAUUAAGCACCUUAUACUGAACUAAUGCACUUUAUUGAGAUGGGAUUUGAUAGUUUUUUUCUUAGGUGUGUGUGUGUGUGUCUGUGUGUGCAUACAUGUGUGUGUGAGUGCGUGCGUGCGUGCGUGCGUGUGUGUGUGUGUGUUGAGAAUGAGUGCACAUACACACGAUCUGUGUGCGUGUGCUGUGGAACUGGAAGGGGUGGAGAAACAGUCGGUGGGGUGAAUGGUCGGGAUGUUAGGUUUUCAAAGUCAGGGGGACCUUUAGUUGAAACCUUAUCAGAGAGCAGAUCCUUUCUCAAAAGACAAACACUGUUGAUAUUUCUCUUGUUUAGCAUUUUUUUACGUUUAUAUAAAAAGUAAAGCUAUUGAAAAAUGGAUUAUAAAAAACUUGAAGAUUUGCACUUGCCUAAAAAAGAAAUAACAAAAACCACAAAAAAAUCAAACAAAUGGGGUUAGUGAUAGAAGUGAAUAUUUUUUUGAAUGUGUCUGAAUGACUGAGAGUAACUGAUGAGUGAUGGUUAGUUUGUGUCAGUAAUAUACGAGUCUGCACAAUGGUUUGUUUUCUUCAUUUGUGUUGCUUACCAAGAUGUAUGGAACAUAAGAGGCCAUUUUUGUCUUUUUGUUCAGAUGGUGAUUUUGUAUUCUCAUGUUCAGAGUGUGUGUCCCUUCUCCAAACAGGGACUGUGUAUGAGUGAAAGUGAAUGAGAGAGAGAGAGGCCAAUUGCACAAACACAUCCUUUCUCUCACCAGCUUUUCAUCCCCAGAUAGGCGAAAUAGAAAUGCAUACAUUUGUAAAUGUUAGCUUUGCGCUCAUGACAUGAUGACCACCACUAGUUUAUUUCCCUUAGCUUCUCCACACGGGGAUCUAUCUGUCUGUAGACCUGCGAGGACGAGCAGACAGGGCAAAUCAUGAGGGACAUUACUGUGUGUGCAUCAGAGUGAGACUUUGAGUGCGUGUUUUCAGUGUGCAUGAUCAUUUACUGUUCAUAGAAAUGAGUUAAGACUACAGGUACUCAUUUUGUAUACAUGUGCUUUUUUUGUAUGUGUAUGAAUGCACAUUUGUGCCUAAGAACUCUGAUAGGGUGCGUGGCCAUUGAGACAUUAACUCUUUUUUGAGAGCGAGUGUGACGUGUGUCAGUGCUCAGCACAGUGUAUGUAAGUUAUAUCGUAAAUAUUUCUUGUUCAGUCUAGGUGUGAUCCAUCAGAAGGUUAGUCCAGUCUGUGUUCCUGGGAUGUGAUCACGUUGCCUUCUGUCAGCUCUCGAACUUGUGAAUGAAAGGUGUCGAGUUUCUGACUCUGAAAAAAAAAUACAGCAUCUUAAUGUGCAAGUGCACAGAACGGUGCAUGAAAUGUUAGCAUAUUGUGUUACUUAUUCGUUGUUGCAAUUUGAUAAUGACGAGUUUUGUUUUUUUUAAUGAAAAAUAUAUAUGAAUAUAUACAUUAUAUACAAAGUUUAAAAAGUAUUUGGACUAAGAUAAUGAGCACUUGGGGCUGCUAUUUUUUGUUGUGUUUUAAUUUUUUUCCUUAAUUUGUUUUUCAUUUUGUUUUAUUAUUGCCAUGUGAAGUGUGUAUUUUUUCUUUUCUUAAGAAAAUAUUGAAUGUAUUCCAAAAAAAUGACAAGAAACCCGUGCUGAUACCAGAUAUUAUUUUUUUCCUCAGAAGAUUUCAAAAUACAAAAAAAGCUUCAAAGAGUUUAUGGAAGACUUUUUUUACACAGUGGAGAAGAAAAAAAACCGUUGGGAUGGAUUCAGUUGAACACACUGCCUCUACAAUCCUGGUCGUACAAAUAAUGACUGAGAAUGAAAGGACGGACUCUUUCGAUUCCAUACUGGAGCUUUGGUUGUUUACAAACCACAUGGAUAUCUGUGGGUGCAGUUCUUUGAUUUUGUUUGUUUUUUUUGUUGUUUUUUGUUCCCACAUAAACAAUGGGUGGGGUUUGCAAGUGCGCUUCUGCCAUUUGGACAUUGAGUGGUGUUGGUUUGAGGAGGAGCUUCAGGCGGUGCAACAACAUGGACAAGAUCCUUUAACUGGACUUAAUAAGUGUGUGGUAGUGGAGCCUGAAACACGCUGAUCAAACACGGAGUGGCGGUGUGAAAAUCAAGGCUGAGCCGUUUUUUUGGACGACGGCGUGCAGGGCUGCAAAACCCUGGAGGGAACUUAGAGGGUGGUACGAGUACACCUGGUUAGUGCACUUGUCUUCACCUCAGCCCUCGUGAGCACUCGCACCCUGCCCUCACCAACUCACCUAUGCACUUUUGUUCAUUCAAGCUGUGAGGUACCUUUUUGGGGAUGGGAGCACAAUUACAACAGGAGGAUUGCGAUGACUUUGACAAAGUCACUGAAAAAAAUAUUCCCAAACUGAAAUAAGAGACUUGAGAAGCGUUGUCUUCUCCACCUCCUGUAUAUAACCAUAUUUUUGUAUUAUCUGUCAGAGUAGAGAGGAAUUUGAAAAAUGGAUGAAGGAAAAAUUCAUGGGACAUUGCUUAAAUGGAGUGAAUGUUCUUCAAGAAAACCAAUCUCUUUUUGAAUCUAGUUUGAGAUAGACUUGCUGUGAGUUUCCCUUAGUUUGUCAGUAACCCUGUAAUAAUUAGGGCUGGAUGGGAAAACCACGUGGAUACGGACUGAGGUGUCAGCUCAAAGACUAACUGAUGGCUACUUAUCAAAAUGGAUGUUUUUGCAGUUGCUAUAAAGAACCUCAUCUUGAGUGUUUGAUCAACAUGCACAGUGAAGAGGCAGACGUGGGUUUGAAGACCUAUCAGCGAGGAUGCUUCCACUCGGUCUACCAACCUGAUGACUGUCUCCAUGCUGUGAGGAGGCUGCAGAAGGAACAAUCCUUGGCAUUGGAUUCUGGCUGUGCUUUAUUUGCUGCCCUCUGCGAGGAGGAUCUUAUCUACAGCCAACCGAUGAACCAAGUUAACCCUUACUCUGUCUUUUGAACUUAACCCUAAGAAACUUUCCUGUCUGGAGUCGGACUGGGCAAGCCAGUGGCAUUAUCAGUUGGAUAGUUACCAGAUGACGUUGCAGCUUAUCGACCCGCCUGCGUUGGGAGUGUCAUGUUUGGGAUUCCAACGGCGAGGACGAGGAUAAAGAGGCAUUACUUGCCCGUUGACCGUCAAACCAUCAGUCGGUUGUGUGGACUUCUUCGAACCAGCAGGACGGAAGAUUUGCCCUCGUAUCCAGACAGCAGAGACUGAGUGCCGGGUUGGAUUGCAGCGAGGUGGAUGGAUGAACUGAAAACUUUGUACAAAAAAAAACAAACAAACUUUGAAACAUGACAAAACACAAACACGAACCUACAUGUCAGAGUCUAGAUUCUGAAAGAAGUGGCAGACACACUACAUGCACACCUACAGCAGAACAACAUACACUCACAUUGGAUCUCUCUAAGAACCAUGUCUGCACACCUAACAGGGCUACAUCAAUGUCAGAACACACACACACACACACACACACACACACACACACACACACACACACACACACACACACACACACACACACGAACACACACACACACACACACACACACACACACACACCGAGGCUCGUCAGUAUAAGCGUUGAGCUGUGUAAAUAAUGUAAAAGUUUGUGUUUUGAUUUUUCUCUCAUAGUGGUUUUGCUUUGUUUCUCUGUUGAACAUGCCUUAAAUUGUAUAGUUCAGACCUGAUGGCUAACUGAAAACUGUUGAUGAAUUUAAGUUGAGUUCACCUUGAUGACUGUCCUCUGAAGUCACAGAGAGAGAGGAGCUUUGGAGAGACAGUCUUCUGUAUUAACCUGCUUUACAAACCACCUCCAGAGUUGCUAGUUGGCUCCAGAAUAGAGCGGCGAGCGAUCCUGGAUUAAUCUCAUUUUGUUGGUGGUUGGCUUUUGUUGCCCUUUUGGUUUCCUUUGAAUGAAGAGUGGAUUGUUCAGAUUACCUGUCGAGAUUUUUGCUGAAGGUUCAGGCUUGAUAAAGGGCUGAAGUCUGUACCGUGUGGAGCUGAGCUGACUGGGUGAAUGAAAAGAAUUGCCUCAAAACACAGAUUCUGUCUGUGCCAUUACUAUUGUUGGAUGUACUGCACUUGACCAAACUGAUUCUGAGCAACAGGACCUCUCUGAGAACCAGGGUUCACGUCUAACACUCCUGGGUGCUAAGAGUUUUGGAAACAGGCUGGUACUAGAAGCCGGAUUAGAGGGGCAGGUUAGUAUAUAAGUGUGUGGGUUUGACACUAAACCUCGUGGUGGGUCUCUACCUGUCCUCGUUUGCCUCUGCUCUGUCUCUGCAGCCGGUCGUGCUGCUGAUGGUCUCUGAUGGCACUGAAUAGUCGAGGUAUUCGGUCAGAUGUGAGUUGUGUGAAGGGAUACUCCAUGCACCGAUCAUUCUUAAGGGUCUUGUUCCACACACGCGCACACACACACACACGUUGAAUUUGAGAGAUUACCGCUUUUAGUCAUCUGAUAGUUGACUUUCUAAACUUGAUAACGAAACAGAUUUUAAUCCAUUGGCAACUGAUCUUUGAAUAUCAUCCAUUGAGGCUUUGAAUGUGUGAACCGUUGUUUCAGCUGUAGCUAUAGCUAACUUUGAAAAGUAGAGCUGUUGACUUGAUGCUGAGUUGUGGUUACUAACUUUAGAGUUAUUGUAAUCAGUUGCCAAAACACAUAAAUUGACUUUAACCAUAUAGUAUUCAACCAAGUCUCUUGUUUCUGAAUGACUUUAAAAUACCUAUGUUUGACAUUUUUAAUGACUAAUAUUGUGUGGUGUUGCUUAUUGGUAAGUCAGUGUCUUUAAAGAGUAAACUGAAGUUUCUGCAGUUGAUUAAACUGCACUACACUUGCUUUUAUGACUACAUAGACGGCCUCAGGCGUGAUCUCCUGUUGCUCUGCGAUGUUCCGUAUAUCAUCAGGUUUACUUCAGCUCUGUCAGCUGCGUCUCCAACAAUGCUGCAAAAAGCAAAUACCACAGUGAUGUUCCCGUCAGCUCAGCUCCACAGAUUCAUGAGAAUGAAUGUUGUUAAAAACACAGCAUACAUACAAUGAAACUUUUGAACAAGAACAAUGAAAGAUGUGUAAAUAGUUUUGUUUGUUUGAAGAACAAAAUAAAUAUGAAUAAACGGCAUUUAGACUUGA